AUGUCUGCAGCCCGCUCUCUGGUCUCGCGCCUCGCAGCAUUUUCUUCCUGCGAAAUAUCGGAUGCUCUCAUCAAGCUAGGCAUCCCGCACGGGGGUUAUAUACCAGAUAUCAACAUGGUUUCCCCAGCCGCGAGCUCAGAUAUCAGAAUAUGUGGCCCAGCUUAUACAGUCCAAAUGGUGCUUGCGUCCGAUAAGACGGCCCCCAAGCUGGAGAAGCACUUCGUCGACACUGCGCCUGAAGGUUCCAUAAUUGUCAUAGACGCCCCGCCUCGGGUGAAGAGCGCGGUCUGGGGAGGCCUCAUGACUGCAGGGGCCCAAGCACGAUCAGCCAAGGGAGUCGUAAUUUCUGGGAGAUGCAGAGAUAUCGGCGAGCAUCGCGCUCUGCAGUUCCCUGUGUUCGCCCGCUCCCAUUCGACCCUUGGCCAAUCCCCAUUUACACGGCCCUCGCAAAUCAACAUACCGCUCACUAUCGCGCCUCAGGGUGCUGACGGUGAUGCUAGCGCGUACAGUUUCCCAGCCAUACAAGUCAAGCCCGGGGACUGGAUAAUUGCGGAUGAAGAUGGCGUUGUAUGUGUGCCAGUUGACCUGGGACAAGAAGUUGUGGACCUAGCUUCGAAGGGGAAAGCAAUAGAUUCGAAGUGCAUGGAAGACAUUAAAGCGGGGCUAGGAAUCCAAGAAUCCUUUAAAAAGCACAGGGGGAAAUGA
Messenger RNA from Pleurotus ostreatus (oyster mushroom), 705 nucleotides. RefSeq lists its product as uncharacterized. Bases 1 to 705 code for a protein of 234 amino acids. The record is from RefSeq and is a predicted model, not a curated record. The transcript is spliced from 2 exons. Lineage: Eukaryota; Fungi; Basidiomycota; Agaricomycetes; Agaricales; Pleurotaceae.